This is a messenger RNA of Vigna umbellata (rice bean), 755 nucleotides long. The record is from RefSeq and is a predicted model, not a curated record. Lineage: Eukaryota; Viridiplantae; Streptophyta; Magnoliopsida; Fabales; Fabaceae.
UUUCUCCCUAACUUUCAUCUCCAUCUUCUUCACUUUCAUCAACAAUUCAUUCUACUGAUCAAAAUAGUCUUCAUAGUUUCACAGAAUAUGACCAUUUUCUCAAUUCAGGCCUUCAAGUUUUUCUUUCUACUUUCCUUCUUCAUUUCACUUUCUAAUGGCUUCAGCCUUGGGAUCAUCCCUAAUCAUGGUUGCCGUUUAAAUGACCAUUUACUGCAGAACAUUCAUGUGUGUUUUAUUUAUUUUUCUUCAGCUAAGUCUAUCAAUUUGAAGCAGAAAGCAGCAGCAACUGAAGAGAAUGGAGCAAAGAAAGACAUGAGAAUGGAACUGUACCCAACAGGGUCUGCUUUGCCAGAUUGUUCUCAUGCAUGUGGUUCUUGUUUUCCUUGCAAGAGGGUGAUAGUGAGCUACAAGUGCAUGGUUGCAGAGUCUUGCCCUGUAGUUUAUAGGUGCAUGUGUAAAGGGAAAUAUUACCAUGUACCAUCCAAUGGUUGAGACCAUAUGUUUAUGUUUGAGAGUGGUUGAUCAUAGUUAAAAUUCUGAAAAAGAUCUGUGACAGAAAAUUUGACAAUUUAGUUUAGUGUAGUGUAGUGUAGGUUGGUUAGACUCUACUUUUGCCUUUAUUAAAGACAUGACAACUUUGUCAGCAAAGUAAUGAAUGUUCCAAAAAUGAAACAUGAUCCAUGCUAUAAGGAAAUGUUUGUUUACUUCUGAGUACUGCAGUUUUUUCUGCUAUAUAUGGAAGUACAAAGUUGUGG